Molecule: messenger RNA, 3573 nt
Organism: Huiozyma naganishii CBS 8797
Lineage: Eukaryota; Fungi; Ascomycota; Saccharomycetes; Saccharomycetales; Saccharomycetaceae
Exons: 1
Coding region: 1-3573 (1190 amino acids)
Biological process (GO): positive regulation of transcription by RNA polymerase II; DNA-templated transcription
Molecular function (GO): zinc ion binding; DNA-binding transcription factor activity, RNA polymerase II-specific; sequence-specific DNA binding
Source: RefSeq, a predicted model, not a curated record
AUGGCGAGACCGAAGAAAGAGAUCAGCGAACAGAAUAUAGAGAAAUUCCAUAAGGAGUUGGAAAUGGCAGGGAACCGAAGUGAUCUGCUUCUAAGGGACAAGAGGGGAAGGUCCAGAUCCUGCCUGCUCUGCAAGAGAAGAAAACAAAAAUGUGACCAUAAACUUCCAAGUUGCACAGCGUGUUUGAAGGCGUCUGUGAUGUGUAUACAGCCUGUACGGUACAACGAGGAGACGCAGUCAUCUCCAGCCAACCCCUCUCACACUGGGAAACCCUUGGUUAAAGUGGAACCCUUUGGGACAAAAGUACCCAUCAUACCGAUAAACCACAGCCACAACCAAAACCAAAACGGCGGUGUGAUAGUAUCCCCAACGGUGAAGGGAACAGGGUCUUUGACACCAGCGGGCAGUGUCGCUACCACAAGCAGCACUCCAUCGUUGGCUAGUCUCAAUGAUUUCGACUCCGAGAUGGAAAACGGCCCUGGGAAUGGCUCGAUGGACUCUAGUAACAAGUACCCAUUUAGGCCGUCCUCCACAUCUUCUACCUCCUCUACCAAUCGAAUACAGAAACCCAAGACAAUGGAUAAGGACCAGUACACGUCGUUUAUCGAGCGGAAGUUGCGGUACUUGGAAAAAAUGAUAGAGUUGCCCCCUGGGGGUGCUAUGUUCCAGAGGAAACUGGGACGGUAUAAAAAGAUCACGCACCUGUUGGGGGAUAUUGACGAUUUGGAAAAAUACGUCCCCAACGGGCCAGCACAGGACCAUGUGCAAGGUAUAACGACGCCAACGACAACAAUAGCGGCACCUCGCCCGGAGAGGGGCCAUAUCCCUCAGUUAGCAAGCGACUCACUUGAUUCAAUCGACUUUAACAAGUGUCUCUUUGCCAAGUACUUUGGUAAAAAUUACUUCCCUUACGACCCGGCAUUCGAAUUUGAUGGUCCGCUAGCCAAAUCGUUACUAGACGUCUUUUUCAAAAGAUUGCAGUUUAAGUACCCGUUGCUGGACGAGCAAGAAAUCUACACUUUCCAUGAGCACUUUUCUAAGAACAAUAUCUACUUUUAUUCGACAAACGAGUUCCACUUUGCGUCGGGGAGAAUGUGGCUGGUCUUUGCUAUCAGCGCCUAUAUGAAUAAAACCACGGGUAAGUACAAAGGGCUGGCACCGGAAAGGUACUUUAGCACCGCUGUGAGGCACGUCACCAAAUGCAGUGAUAACCUGAAUUACGUCCAAAAAGUAGAAAUACUGACACUACUGGUACUUUACCUGCUGAGGACUGAUAGAGACUCCUCUUUACUGUACGAUAUCAUGAAGGAUGUGAUGUUCAUUUGUCAAAAAUACUUGUCGUUGAAUAAAUGGUUCCCUCAGGAUCCCUUCGCUCGCAAAAAACUGAGACUCUUUUGGUGUGUUUACCUCUUGGAGAGAAUGAUCUGUGUAUCGGUUGGGAAACCAUUCACGAUCAGCGAAGCAGAUAUCAAUCUGCCCUUAUUCGAUGAAAGCUCCUUUAACACCCAAAAUUCAAAAGUAAGGGGCGUUCAUUUUAUUAACCAGUCCUUGAAAUUGAGAAGACUGGAAUCAGCUUUCGUCGAAAAGUUGAACAUCCUGCCUAAUACUAAUUCCCCAACUCCACCCAAGCAGACAGAUCUGCCCUUGGUCAACGACUUCUUCAAACAAUUGGAAGUAUGGAGGUCGUCAUGUUCAAUCUCUCACGUGGAGAACUUUGAAAACGAAACGUUGAAACUGUACUAUUAUAGAUCCGUCAGAUUAUUGAUCCAGCCGUAUUUGGAAUUUUUGACCCCAGAGGACAGACUGUUCAGGGAAUCCCAGGCUGCCGCGGGACAAAUCUGCCAGCUCUACAAGAUAUUCCACCAAAAGACCGUCAGUGGCCAUUCCACACCAGCAGUGCACACUGUAUUUGUGGCUGGCGUGAACCUCGUCUAUUGUAUGUGGUUGGCAAGGAAUUACGACGACGAGAGAAGAAAGAAACUGGGAGACAUGUCCAAGCAUACGAGGCCACUGAUUAGUGCUAGCCUAUUCUCUAAUAUGGAUGACUUGAGAGCUUGCUCCGUGUGUCUCUACGUCAUGACGGAAAGAUCACAGUUUGCAAGAGUGUUCAGAGACACUUUCGAUCAGCUCAUGAACGCGACAGUUGGUAACUUGAUUGAAAGAUGUGGUCCAGACUCCUCAGAGUUAAUUUACCUAUCUGUUCAAGACGGCAACUAUUCAGUUCACGGGAACGAAUAUAAUGUCAGGAAGAGCAGUGUAGAUAGCGCUGAAGCGGAUUUGGGACAGGAUGGAUCCCGAACAACUAGUGACGAGGAUAAAGACCCUAACGGAAUGCCUCCUGCUAGGAAAAGAGUUUUCGGCAAAGGGCAGGCCGAGGAACAUGCCGGAUUUGUAGAGAAUUCGCAAGUGGAUAUAGAGGAACAGAAGAAGUUAGAGGCGAAGCAAGGAGACUUGGCUAAGCAAAUCCUGCCAAAAGGCCUGACAUAUCUACUUACGGAAACUAAUAAGGACCCACCGACUUCAAAUCUGCCUUCUAUAAUAACUAAUACGAGGGGUGUUCCUCUUGAUGAUAACCUGCUUCGGUCGGUAAAGGAUAUCGAGAAUAGCCACCAGUAUAUGAUCAAGAAGCCUGCAAACUCGAAUGAAUGUAACUGGCAGAUGGUUCAAGAACAAGCUUUCUUGCAGCAGCAAUUGGCACAGCAGAACUUGCAAGUCUAUCUGGCUUCCUUGACGAAUAGUUCCUCAAACAAAGGCAAUGCCAACAAGGGGGAAAACCCUACAUUCCCACAACAAUUCCAACCCCCCAUGUUAUCACGUCACCCUCAGCUAUCGAAUAACAUUACAAACGAUCUUCAGGCCACAACUUCGCAUAAGGAGAUAAUGACGUCUUUGCUAUCGAAGAGUAAUUCUAACAUUUCGAAUGUGAGAAACAGCGGACCAAUCGCAUCCUCGCCUUCCAUCAUGUCAGAUCAGUUGAGAUCGCUCCGAACCAAUCAUGGUACACAAGGUACAUUAUCGUCAGCGGUAGCGUCCCCUCUCCCACCAAUCGGGUACCCAACUAUUGAGGGUAAACCGGCUGAGAGUGGUGUGUUGUUCAGCAAUGGUACCCACGACAUGAUUAACAACAUUUCCACAUGGACGGGGAACUCCGUAUUUAGGGAUUUAUCGCAAAGGGAGAACUAUGCAAUUCAUCAAGGGCUGUCCUAUCCAAAUAAUAUAGUAACUGGAGACGCUAUCCCGCAAACGCCCCAGCAGCUAUCUUAUCAUAGCUACCCGCCGUCCCCAAUUCCAACAGGCCAAAACCAGUCAUACCAGAACCAGCCGUUGCAACCUCACCAGCAUUUCCAGCAGAUUCAACAGCAGCAGCACGCGCAUAUCCUUCAAGGACAAAAUAUGAGUGCAGGUAUAGAUAACACACAAUUGCCACCCUCUAUUAUGAAUAAUGCAGCCAAUGACUACCUUCACAGUGGUAACGUCAAUCAAGCGGACACUUCAAACCUAGUAGGAAGUGCUCCUUCUACACAAAUUGAAGACUUUUGGACGAUUAACGAUGAUUACGGUUUUCUGACAUGA